UUCACUGAACAGCUCAUCUGAACAUUGAUUUCAAAAGUGUUGGAAGCUUUUAAUUUUUAUUUAAUUUCACAAGCAAAAAUUCCCUUGAACAUUGAUAUUCUUAGUAUACAAAGGAAAGCAACAUGGUUAUGUGGCAUGGAGUAAGGAAAUUCGGCGUUGUCGCCUUGGGAACUGGUGCCGGUCUGGGUGCCUAUUAUUAUCAAAAAUUGCGUGACAAUCAACAAAAUGUACAAAUGUCAUGGACGAAUAGCGACAAGCCGGUGAAUGCUUGUGCGCUCUGGGACAGUAAUUGGGAUUGUAGAAGCCCCAGAAGUUUGGUAAAGCCUGUCAAGAAUGAUACACCCCAGGAACAGAAUCGUUAUAACAGCGAACUGGAGAAGGCCACCCCAAAAGUUGCACGUCACAUAAUUCUUAUUAGACAUGGAGAAUAUCUGGAUUUGGGUGAUACAGAUGAGACACAUCGUCUGACAACAAGGGGUCGUUUGCAAGCCCAAUAUACGGGUAAACGUUUGCAGGAAUUGGGCAUUAAAUGGGAUCGAGUGAUUGCUUCUACAAUGACCAGGGCCCAAGAGACAUGUGAUAUAAUAUUGAAGGAAAUUGAUUUUGACCCCAAGGAUGUGAAGCAUUGUGCGUUCAUAAGGGAAGGGGCGCCCAUACCGCCACAGCCGCCGGUGGGACACUGGAGGCCAGAGGAAUCGCAGUUCUUCCGUGAUGGUGCCCGCAUUGAAGCCGGCUUCAGACGUUAUUUCCAUCGCGCCUCGCCCUCCGAUAAACAUGAUACAUAUACCCUAAUUGUGGGUCAUGGCAAUGUUAUACGCUAUUUUGUUUGUCGUGCGUUGCAAUUCCCACCCGAGGCAUGGUUGCGUAUAUCCAUUAAUCAUGCCUCCAUAACAUGGUUGACCAUACAACCUUCGGGAAAUGUUAAUAUAAAAUAUUUAGGAGAUACUGGUUUUAUACCCGCCCAAUAUCUAACGAAUCGCAUACCACGUGAUGCCAAAAAUAUUGUUUAGGUUUGAAAAUCCUGAAACAAAAAACAAACAA
Messenger RNA from Musca domestica (house fly), 1041 nucleotides. RefSeq names its product serine/threonine-protein phosphatase Pgam5, mitochondrial-like. Lineage: Eukaryota; Metazoa; Arthropoda; Insecta; Diptera; Muscidae. The transcript is spliced from 2 exons. The record is from RefSeq and is a predicted model, not a curated record. Gene Ontology annotation, cellular component: mitochondrion. Gene Ontology annotation, biological process: positive regulation of mitochondrial fission. Bases 123 to 1010 code for a protein of 295 amino acids.